AGUAUCUGGCAUUCGCACCAACCCAAACAAACCAUCGGCCAUCUUGAACUGGCUGAGGCCGCGGCUGGGACUGCUGGCGUGCUGGUAGGAUUGGUAUCUUCUUUACAGAACACAGUCAUGUCUGAGAGUGAUGCAAGUUAUCAUUCAGACUCUGAGCCUGAGAAGUCUGGCCAAGGGAGUGACAGUGAGGGAGAAAAUAGGAGAAGUCGCAGCAGAAGUGUGAGCCAUGGACGUUCUGCCAGCAGAAGUGUUAGUCGUAGCCGUAGUCGGAGCAGAUCUGGCAGUAGAAGCAGAAGUCGGAGUCGAAGUAGGAGUCAGAGUAGAAGUAGGAGUAGAAGCAGAAGCCGUUCUGUAAGGUCAGAUGAGGCCAUGGAGGCUCGAAGUGGAGAGGAAGAGAUAAGUGGGGAUGAAGAGCCAGCUGAUGGUGAAGACAUUGCUAACUCUGGAUAUGACAGUGAAGAAGAUGAAGAUGAUGAGAGGCAUGUGAAAAAACGAAGGAAGAGAGGAGCAGUUUCUGAUUAUUUCUUGGAGGAGGCUGAGGUGGAUGAUGAUGAAGGGGAAGAUGAUGAAGAUGAAGAGGGGGAUGACUAUGAUCUCUUGGCCAAUGAGAAAGAGGAAGUGGGUGUUACUGCCCGGGAGGUUGAAGCCCACCGCAGAGCACACAGUGUCUGGGACAAUGAACGAGAAGAAGAAAUUGAAGAAUACUAUCGUCGCAAGUAUGCUGAUGAGACCUCUGCUGCUUUGCGCUUUGGUGAAGGAGGAGAAGAGAUGAGUGAUGAAAUUACUCAACAGACACUAUUGCCUGGUGUUAAAGAUCCUAAUCUUUGGAUGGUGAAAUGCCGCAUUGGUGAAGAAAAGGUGACCUGUUUGCAGUUGAUUCGCAAAAUGUUUGCAUACCAGUUUACAGAUGAGCCUUUGCAGAUCAAGUCUGUUGUGGCCCCUGAAGGUGUAAAGGGCUAUAUCUACAUAGAAGCUUAUAAGCAGUCUCAUGUUAAGUCAGCAAUGGAAGGCAUAUCCAAUCUGCGACUGGGUAUAUGGAGGCAAACAAUGGUGCCAAUCAACCAAAUGACAGAUGUACUACGUGUAGUGAAGGAGGUGCCCACACUGAAGCGAGGGGCUUGGGUUAGACUCAAGAGAGGGAUCUUCAAGGAUGACUUGGCACAAGUGGAUUAUGUUGAUGCAUCACAGAAUACAGUACAUCUCAAGCUCAUCCCUCGCAUUGAUUAUACACGUAUGCGAGGAGCUCUCAAAUCAAGCCAGCCAGAAAAUGACCUCAAAAGAAAAAAACCGAGACGUCCUGCCCAGAAGUUGUUUGACACAGAUGCUAUUCGUGCCAUUGGUGGUGAAGUCACGCAGGAUGGUGACUUCCUUAAUUUUGAAAUGAAUCGUUACACUCAUAAGGGAUAUUUGUAUAAGUCAUUUGCUAUAUCGGCUAUUGUAGCAGAUGGAGUAAAACCAACAUUAAGUGAACUUGAGAAGUUUGAGGAACAAAGCCUGGCAGACAUGGAGCUCACCACAAGUGGUCGUGAGGAUGAUGGUCACAGCUUUGCUCCAGGUGACAACGUUGAAGUAGUUGAAGGUGAAUUGGUGAAUUUGAUGGGCUCAGUAACACGUGUCGAUGGAAACAAGAUUACAAUCUUCCCCAAGCAUGAAGAUCUUAAGGAUGAAUUAGAAUUUCUUGCUCAUGAACUGAAGAAAUAUUUCAAUCAAGGUGACCAUGUGAAAGUCAUUGCAGGAAGAUAUGAAGGUGACACAGGACUCAUUGUCAGAGUGGAAGAAAAUAUGAUUGUUCUCUUCUCUGAUCUGACAAUGCAUGAACUCAAGGUAUUGCCUCGAGAUCUCCAGUUGUGUGCUGAUGUUGCCACUGGUGUUGAUUCUCUUGGCCAGUUCCAGUGGGGAGAUUUGGUUUCUCUUGAUGCCCAGACUGUUGGUGUGAUUGUGAGACUUGAGAAGGAAAAUUUCCAAGUUUUGAACAUGCAUGGCAAGCUUGUUCAUGUCAAGCCCCAAGCAGUGCAUAAGAAGAAGGAAAACAGACGUGCCAUGGCUCUAGAUUCUGAACAAAGCACAAUCCAAGUGAAGGAUAUUGUAAAAGUUAUUGAUGGGCCACAUUCAGGUCGCCAGGGUGAAAUACGUCAUCUGUAUCGAAACUUUGCAUUCUUACAUUCUAAGAUUAUGAUUGAAAAUGGUGGAAUAUUUGUUUGCAAGACGAGGCAUUUGUCUCAAGCUGGAGGAGCAAAGUCAAGUGGAGGUGGCCUGGGUGCUGGGGGUCUUGGGAUGGGCAUGGGUUUCAUGUCUCCACGGCUGUCCUCUCCAGCUCAUUCCACAGGCAGUCAGAGUGAGCGAGGCGAUCAUGGAGGUGGAGGGGGUGGCUUUGGUGAGCGAGGAAGAGGACGUGGGAGAGGCAGAGGAGCAGGCCGGGACAGAGGUAUUAUUGGCCAGACUAUCAAGAUUACACAGGGACCAUACAAAGGUCAUGUUGGUAUUGUCAAGGAUGCUACUGAUUCUACUGUCCGUGUAGAGCUUCACUCCAAGUGUCAGACCAUCAUUGUUGAUCGCUCUCGUGUAUCUGUUGUUGGGGCCACCAAUGCCAAGGCUGGCUCCUUCACCUCCUACACACGCACACCAACCUGGGGUGGAUCUGCUACUCCUGUUUAUGGCAACAGUGGAUCACGCACUCCUAUGUAUGGCUCUCAGACUCCUCAAUAUGAUGGUUCCCGCACACCACAUUAUGGAAGCAUGACACCGUCUCAUGAUGGAUCAGCAACACCUGGCAGACAAUCAGCUUGGGAUCCAACCAUCACCAACACUCCUGCUCGCCACUCUGAAUUUGAUGAUUACUCCUUUGAUGAAGCCUCCCCAUCACCAGCAUAUAAUCCAGGGACCCCAGGUUAUCAGUCUGAUGCUGGCCAAGGUCCUUACACACCUCAGACUCCUGGCACUGUCUAUAGUUCAGACCACAACUACAGUCCUUACCAGCCAGAGCCAUCUCCUUCAGGAUACCAACCAGCUGGUGGUAGUCCUGCUGCUUAUGUUGGCACUCCAAGCCCAGGCACUGGGUAUCAAGGAUCUCCAUCUCCUGUCUCUGGUUAUGCAUCACCCUCACCCUUGGCUUCCUUCAGCCCCAUGACACCUGGAGCAGCAUCACCCUACAAUCCUCAGACACCUGGGGCUGGUAUGGAUACGCUGGGCAUGCAUGACUGGCAGACAACAGACAUUGAAGUAAGAAUUAGAGAGACGCAUGAUGAUUCAGGUCUUAUUGGUCAGACUGGCGUCAUUCGAGGAGUAUCGGGUGGAAUGUGUUCUGUGUUCUUGCCAGAAGAAGAACGUGUUGUUAAUAUCCUUGGGGAACACCUUGAGCCUGUUACACCGGCACAACUUGAUCGAGUAAAAGUAAUCUUUGGUGAAGAACGAGAACAGACAGGCAGCCUUCUUUCCAUAGACCAUAAUGAGGGUGUUGUGAAGCUUGAUCAUGCAGAUGUGAAGAUGCUGCAGUUGCGCUACCUCUGCAAAAUGAAAUGAAUAGCUUGAAAGAAAUAUUGGUUUCUUUUUUUGUAUUCACCCACUUUGUCAGAAAAUAGCUUUGGUUUUUACCUUGUAUUUUUUCUUCUUUUAGUAAGUAUGAUUUAGUUAAUGAAAGUUAAGGUUUGUGAUGAUCACAAAAUCUCUUGUUAUGUAUGUUAUGCGUGGGACCAGAUCACUGUAUUUAACAUUUGUUACUAUAAUCACAUGAUUAUAACAAUGUGAUUAAAAAUAUUUGCAAGUGAUGGAAAAAUUUUAAGUUUUCAUUCAUAUAGGUACAAACUUUUAUCUAAUGAACAAAUAAUCAAAUUAGUUUCCUUCAUGUACAGUAAAUUCGUUUUUAUCCAGAUAUAUUAAUUGGAGGUAGGUAUAAUUCAUGUUCAAUGAAUUUCAAUACAGAAAUGGUUGUGGCAACCUUCUUUCAUAUAACAUUAUUUUUCUCAUGAUCAUGAAUAGCAUUGGCAUCAUAAAGGCAACCAUAUUUGUACCUUAAGCCAGUAGAACUGCUGUGCACAGCCAUUAUUUAAUCCAACAUCAUCAUGUGUGGACAAAAACUUGGUGUGAAAAUGUAAGGAGAUAUUAAGAAUGUAAUAGGCCAUCCAUCUAUCUUAGUGCCUCACUCCCUCUUGGAGCACUCCCAAGGAUGUCUGUGGAGGAGGAGCCUUUACUUAGGAUACUAUGACACAGCAUCUUUUUUGCACAUGUAUUCCUUUACCAUUUGGUGCCAGUCUAUAAAGUUUUCCUUUCCUACUAGGGGUUCCAGUUUUAUUGACAUACAUUGGUCAUACCAAGGGGAUGAGAGAUCAAGAUUUUGUACUCUUAAAUUCCUUGCCCUCUUUAACCAACUUACUCCAUUAUAUUUCUUUUCACCCAUUCCACCACUUGACAUUUUCUCCAUUUGCAUGAGAUGUUCAAAUCUUUGUUAUACAUUUUCAUUGCCACUUCAUUGUCAUUUAAUACCUCUUUCAGGUAACGUAUUUCCAAGGCAUGCACUCUAAUUGCUACACUAUUUCAAAUACAAUUUGCAUAUUGAUACAUAAUUGCUAAUUGAAGAAUAUCAUUCCCUUCUCUCUACUUCCGAAGACACAUUUCACAAUCCUUAUAAGUGAUCAUAUGGCAUUUUUCACAUGUUUAUUUCUCCAUAAUGAUUAUAUUUUUUGUCAUGUUAACAGCUAUGUACAAAUAAUUCACUUGAUAAUUCACAGCAACUGUAAGAAGUAAGUUUUGUGUUAGGGAUGCUGAUAGUGACGGCUGAAGUACAGUUUAAAGGAGCCAUAUGAUGCACUAUUGUAUUCCUGCCAAUUGUUAAUGUGUACAGGGUUUCCCAACAGUUAAAGCAAAUAUACUUCAAUAGAUAUAUAUUUGUUUUGGUUUAUCUUUGAUGUGUAUUUUUUAGAAUGUAUUGCAGUGUGAAUAACAAGAAAGAUUAUUCAAAGCUGAAAAUUCUCAAUAGGCAUGUCCUUGAUAUACUUUUGGAUUUUUGGUGAACUUUGAGACUGUAUCAAGUACUUUGGCCAUAGCUCUAGGGUGUGCUUGAUAUUGAAAUAUGAUGCUUAAAAUAAGUUGAAAAAAAUGAUACAUGUAGAGAAGCAUUCCUGCCCAAAACUUUUCCUCACCCUGUCAUUUUUAUCCUUCCCUCCCUCAUUUUUGCUAGGCCAUUUGUAACAAGGGCCACAGCGCAUUAAUGUAAAUAUUCUACCCAAGCAAAAAAAAAAAAAGUAUGUCAAGAUAUGUGUAUAAAAGAUUUUCUAUUUAGGAUAACAUUUCUUUACCUCCAACUAUCUGGUCUAACUUGCAUCUGUGUGUGUGUAUGCAUGUAUGUGUAUGCACACACAAACAUGAACAUAAAAUGUUUACUUCCCAUAGAUUACAUUUUUAAGAAGUGAAAGAUAUUAACUGUUGAAAACUGAAGUAAUUGUACAAAGCUGUAUUUAAGAGAUAUUAUGUAUUAGUGGGGAGUUGCUGUGUGAAGCAAACAGACAGUAUAUACUUGCAGAGUUGCUCUGCACUGGGCUUGUUUAUUGACCAUGCACCAUAUAGUAGCAUUGCUACCCAGUUUACACAUAACAUGCUGUGUGAAUUGUAAUAUUAUAAAUACUGUUGUAUAAUAAUUAUACUACUGCUUCCAAGAAUAACACAAACCAGAGAGGAAUUGAAUAUCAUUAUCAAAUUUGUGAAGCUGAAACAUGUAACAUCUUAAGAUCUGGAUAGAAAAGCAACCUGGAGACAAUAUACUACUUUCGUUUACCAGGAUAGAUCAGAACUGCAGGUAAAAUGUCUGGAUAUAAAGGAAUUUUUCUGUACCAAUUUCAUAUUAAAAUAGAAAUUAUCCAUGCAUAGUGUCAUUUUGUUGAACCAAGUUGCAUUAAUGUUUCUUUUCAAUUAGUUUAGUAAAAACGUGUACUCGUCAUUGUUACUUGAGACAGUCUUUCAGCAGCUGUAUACUUUAACUACUAUAUUUAAAACUAAAGUUACACUUUCCUGUUACAUCAAUGUUCUGUCAAGCUUCCUUGUGUAUAAUAAAUUAAGCCUAGCAGCUGAAUGAAGAGUGAAAGCAU
Messenger RNA from Scylla paramamosain (green mud crab), 6077 nucleotides. RefSeq names its product transcription elongation factor SPT5-like (gene Spt5). The record is from RefSeq and is a predicted model, not a curated record. Bases 118 to 3519 code for a protein of 1133 amino acids. Gene Ontology annotation, molecular function: mRNA binding; protein binding. The transcript is spliced from 22 exons. NCBI's taxonomy places the organism in Eukaryota, Metazoa, Arthropoda, Malacostraca, Decapoda, Portunidae. Gene Ontology annotation, biological process: regulation of transcription by RNA polymerase II; regulation of DNA-templated transcription elongation; transcription elongation by RNA polymerase II. Gene Ontology annotation, cellular component: DSIF complex.